AUGAACAUGAAAUGCAUUCGAGAGAAGAUAGAAAAGGUCAAGCCACACUUCUUGAAAGUUGCCUCAGAUGCAAUCCAAGGAUAUGCCUUUGGGUGCAUGGUGGGUGUACUUUCGUCAUCCGGAAAGCCAACCCUCAGGAAUAUUCAUGAAUCCGGGAAGUCCUUUGCAAAGGUUAGUACAAUAUACUCUGUGACAGAAUCAGGCCUCCAGAUCUAUGGCUUGAAAGAUACGCCACUUAACAGCUUUAUUAGUGGGGCUGUUGCUGGAGGCCUUGGGGUAAGUGACAGAUCCAAGAGAACUGUCUUGGCUGGUGCAGCGUCAUUUGGAUUGUAUACAGGAAUGUCAAGUGCUUUUUCUACCAAAAUCCAGAAAUAG
Messenger RNA from Encephalitozoon hellem ATCC 50504, 375 nucleotides. RefSeq names its product mitochondrial import inner membrane translocase subunit TIM22-like protein. The transcript has a single exon. NCBI's taxonomy places the organism in Eukaryota, Fungi, Microsporidia, Unikaryonidae. The coding region runs from base 1 to 375 and encodes 124 amino acids. The record is from RefSeq and is a predicted model, not a curated record.